AUGGCAAAUAAAUCAUCAUCUACUAGUACUACAGCCUCCUCUACCGACAAUAAUCAAUUGAUAGACACAAGUGAUAAUGAAGAAAAUAAAGAAAGUACGACACUUCUUUGGUUUGAUCCAAAUAUUGGAUCACGUCAAGAUACUGAACUAACUAAACAAAAACUUCGUCUUAUUAAUGAUUAUGUUAUUUUUCAUACAGAUCUUGAUCAAACAUUACAAUUAUUACCACGAAUUUCUUCUCUUCGUCAAGUCGAUUCCAUUUUUAUCUUUUGUAUGAAAAAAGAAAAAUAUGAACAUUUGACAAAUGAAUAUUCUAAAAUCAUUGGUAUUUAUGUUACUCUUGGUGAAUUAUGUAAAUCAAUAGAAGAACAAAUUGAUCUUUUUGAUAAACAACUACAAACAUUUAGUUAUUUUGAUCAAUAUCAAAAAUCAACAAAAGAUUUAUCUAAACAAUCAGCGGAAUUUCUUUGGUUUCAAUUAUUCAAUCAUGUCAUAACUCGUCUUCCACGAAAUUAA
Rotaria sordida is the source of this 516-nucleotide messenger RNA. The record is from the annotation of a GenBank genome assembly. Lineage: Eukaryota; Metazoa; Rotifera; Eurotatoria; Philodinida; Philodinidae.